This is a messenger RNA of Gallus gallus (chicken), 3154 nucleotides long. It is a transcript of the gene RNF11, whose product is annotated as ring finger protein 11. The transcript has 4 exons. Bases 615 to 1112 code for a protein of 165 amino acids. Lineage: Eukaryota; Metazoa; Chordata; Aves; Galliformes; Phasianidae. The record is from RefSeq and is a predicted model, not a curated record.
GGGGGAGGAUAUUAUUUCAGAAAGGGGUAUUAACACAGGGAUGGAGCUCGAGUCUUUUCAUCCCGGUCAGAAUAGCAUUUCCAGAAAGGCCUCUGGACCAUUAUCCCAGUUAGUUCCUUUUGAGGAAUAAAGUAGCGAGAGGAGAACAUUUUAUGCAAUCCAGUGGGGAUUUCGCAAGAAAGGAGCAGAAAAAGCGAGAUCUUUUUUCUCACCUCCUGACUUCGCAGCUGUCAGCUGGAGUUGUCCGUGUCACGGAUCCUUGGGGGUGGGAAGCUGGAAGGCUGAAGCUGUGUGUGAUGGCAGUGCUGUGAGGGCAGCGGGGAGGCAGGUGUGGCCUCAGUGCAGCUGGAUGUGAACCACCCCUGCAGCCCCCGGACGGUGCAGUGCAGGACAGGCAUGGCUGCAUGGGAGGGACUGCAGAAGGGAGCUGUGGGAACGACUGGGCUGUUCUGUUCAGUUUGAACAGUUUAUUUGUAUUAACUGAGUAGGCAGUGACCACAAGGAGUGCGAGUGCUGCGCCUGCUGGUAUUUGGAGGCUGUAAAAAAAGAAAAGACAACUUGGGAUAAACAUAAUUAGGGGGAAGUUUGUCUCCUCUGUUGGGCUGAAUGCACAGAUGUGCUGUGCAUGGUGCUGUGGAGGUCGGGUGCAGAUCAGCACUGCAGAGCGACGUGCACUGAGAGCGGUGGGAAGACGAUGCAGAAGCAGAACCCCAGCAUGGAGGAACAAGAUGGAAAUGCGGUUAAACAAAAUAGCAGCAAAAGUAACCAGGGAGCAAGUCCCCGUUCCUGUGUACCACCCGACCCCCAGCCAGACCCGGCUGGCAACACAGCUGACAGAGGAAGAGCAAAUCCGAAUAGCGCAGAGGAUAGGCCUUAUCCAGCACCUACCGAAGGGAGUCUAUGAUCCUGGAAGAGACGGCUCCGAGAAGAAGAUCAGAGAAUGCGUUAUUUGUAUGAUGGACUUUGUGUAUGGGGACCCUAUCCGAUUUCUGCCCUGCAUGCACAUCUACCACCUGGACUGUAUAGAUGACUGGUUGAUGAGAUCCUUUACCUGUCCAUCCUGCAUGGAGCCAGUGGAUGCAGCACUGCUUUCAUCAUACGAGACUAACUGAGCCAGGGUUUCUCCGUGAACCUCCAAGGAGACCAUCCACUUCAAUGGGUUUGAUCCUUUUGUCAUUCAGCCCAAAGAGCCAGAAAUUAGGAAUUAAGGUCAUGCACAAAACAUACAUUUCCUAAUGAAUAAAAAAUACUCCUGAAUGGCUGCAAAUAUUGGGAAAAAAAGCAUAGUAUUUUAGAGACUAUAGAAAAAGUAGGUUGUUAUUUUUAAUGUAAAGCCUUGACCCACCAUUGUCUUUAAUGUUUGUUCUUACACCCAUAUAUAGGAAUUGUAAAGUGUUACAGCAACUGUAAAUGUUUAAACUGCGUGUAUCCAAUUUUAUUAGCAGUAAGAUAAGAGUAUUUUUUUUUCCCUAAAUAAAGUAACUUUUUUUUUUUCUGAUUCUUUUCACAAGUCCUGGCAUUUGGGUCAAGGCUUUAUUAAAAUCUACAUUUUAUAACACUGGCACAAAGAAAUAGUUUUAAGCUUGUUUGCACAGUUCUUUUUUUUCUCUUUCUUUCUUUUUUCUUUCCCUCCAUUGGAGAUGGAAUUCAUUGCCUUAGGUCUUUUUAAUAGUGUAUUGUUAUUGUUGGGCUGGCUCUAUGCUUGAAAACCAGUUUAUUUAUAACCUGUUACAAGUGCUAUAUUUUGUUUGCAGUUAGGAAUAUGCAGACUUCAAAGUGAUCUCCUAGCUUGUAAGCAAACUGAGAUGCAUUAUCCCUUUUCUGCAAGUGCUGUUGAAUAUGAAGAUACAGAACAGGUCCUGCAACUGAAAUGAUGGUAUCAUGGUUUUUAGAACUCACUUCGGUUUGGACAAAACAAAUCCUUACACUUGGAUGCCUACUUGAACUUGAUCAAGGUAAAAGUGGGCCAGAUGCACAAUAAACAGUGAAGCUACAGUAAUUGGAAAAAAAAAUUGGAACUAAUAUAGCGUUAGCAGCCAUCACUUAUUUUACCCUUUUUCCCCCUAAAAAAUGGUUGUCUUGAAUUGCAGCAAAUGGAUACCGCAUCUCUUGUUCUUGUAGUUCUUAGGUUUCAGAAGUUAAGAAUAAACAUACUGUAUCUCAGUCUCCUGUAUUACAUGUAUCUGUUAAGCCCUGCUGGCUGACACGUCAGUCCACCAAGCAGAUAAGAAAUCUUAUCAAGCAGAGAAAAAAUAUUUUGUUCUGUGCGUAAACGUUCAUACAAACGCAGACUGUCACAGCAGCAGUGGAGGGGGAAAAGAGUACUGCUGUGGCCCGAGUGACACCAUUAGCUCAUUUCUGCAGCAAAAUUACGUGCUUCUUAAGAGGUGGUCUCGCAAGAGAUUGUAGCUGUAAAGAACUUUUAUCCACUUAGCAUGGUUUUUUUUUUUUCCUUUCUCUUUCUUAAUGUACCCUGCAGUGACUUGUAUACAUCCAGCGCAGCGCUGACACAUUGGGAAGUCUCGGUCUUGCAGAGUGAGAUGCAAUCUCACGUUAACCACAACAAAUCAGGGAACGUUCUUGAUUGUUUUUCACGUGCAGUUUGAGUACUCGUUCUAUCAAGUUGUGUUUAAAGACCCAAGUACUUUGACCUUGUGUAUCGACCAGCUACGACUGUGCAUGGCAUGGAUACUUUGUGAUGGGUUGGUCAGCAAAACGUAGAACCAACACGUUGAUUUAUUUAUUAUUCCUGUAGCUGAUAGCAACCUGCUCUCUUACUGAAGAAUUCCAAGUUGCAGUUGGAAACAACUCAAAGCAGUCUACAGUCCUACAUUCACUCAAAUUCUACAGAUUUGCCUGGACACGAUUUUGUGCUUAACUCAUACAUACCUACUUACACGGAGCAAAAUCGGGGCGGACAGACCUGAAGUUGUGCAAUAUUUUUCAGUGCAAAAUAAUUGUUCCUUUUCAUCAUUCCAUGUGUGUUCCUUUGUGUCCUCUUUUGUCUGGUUGGGGUGUUUGUUCUUCGUUUGGGGGGUUCCUAAUUUUUUUCCUCUCUCUCUCUUUUUUUUUUUUUUUACAUAAAACAAUGUCCACUUUAAGUAUUAGUUAUUUUAUCUUGUUAAAACUGGCAAAUGAACAAUUUUAAAAAGCA